AUUUAAUUUUUUUUCCCUUAGGGGCGGCUAUAAAAAAAUAAACUUUAAAUUAAUUAAUUAAUUAAUUAAUUAAUUAAUCCAGGCACUCUUAAUCAUUUAACGUUCAUCUCCCCACUCCUCUUCUCCCAUAAAUACCGAACCCCUUUCUACUGACUACUCACUAAAACCACCACCACCACCACCACCACCGGCCACCGGAAUUUCUUUUUUCACACACAUUUUCGGAGAUCGGAAUUUUUUGAUGGCAAAGGAAGUUGAAUGUGCUGAGCCAGCGGCGGAGUUCGCCGCCAAGGACUACCACGACCCUCCGCCGGCGCCGCUCAUCGACUACGACGAGCUCACGAAAUGGUCGUUUUACAGGGCGCUGAUUGCGGAGUUCAUCGCCACCCUCCUCUUCCUGUACAUCACCGUUCUGACUGUCAUCGGCUACAAAAGCCAGAGCGAGUACGACCAGUGCGGCGGCGUUGGAAUCCUCGGCAUCGCCUGGGCUUUCGGCGGAAUGAUCUUCGUACUUGUCUACUGCACCGCCGGUAUCUCCGGAGGGCAUAUUAACCCGGCGGUGACGUUUGGGUUAUUUUUGGCGAGGAAAGUAUCACUGAUAAGAGCAGUGCUGUACAUGGUAGCACAGUGCUUGGGUGCUAUCUGCGGUGUAGGUUUUGUAAAAGCAUUCCAAAAGUCACACUACAACAAGUUCGGCGGUGGAGCUAACACGCUGGCACUCGGCUACAACAAGGGCACUGGUUUGGGUGCCGAGAUUAUCGGUACCUUUGUUUUGGUCUACACUGUUUUCUCCGCCACCGAUCCCAAAAGAAGCGCCAGAGAUUCCCACGUCCCUGUUUUGGCCCCGCUUCCGAUUGGAUUUGCGGUGUUCAUGGUUCACCUGGCCACCAUACCGAUCACCGGAACGGGUAUCAACCCCGCAAGGAGUUUCGGAGCUGCAGUGAUCUUCAACAAUGAAAAGGCUUGGGAUGACCAUUGGAUAUUCUGGGUUGGACCGUUCAUCGGAGCUGCCAUCGCUGCAAUCUACCACCAAUUCGUCCUUAGAGCAGGUGCCAUUAAAGCUCUCGGAUCUUUCAGGAGCAAUGCAUGAAGAAAAUAAUGGAGAAUAUGAAAAAUUGUAUAUAUAUUCCUGUGUGUAUUGCAGAUGUGUGGUACUCUUUCAUAUAUCCUUUUGGUUUUUAAUUGUUUCUUUUGUUCUACUUGAGUGAUUGUGUAUUCAUCAUCAUGUUCUCGUAAUUUAAGGAAAUGGUUUGUGUAUUUCUA
Molecule: messenger RNA, 1263 nt
Organism: Erythranthe guttata (spotted monkey flower)
Lineage: Eukaryota; Viridiplantae; Streptophyta; Magnoliopsida; Lamiales; Phrymaceae
Product: aquaporin PIP2-7
Biological process (GO): transmembrane transport
Cellular component (GO): membrane
Molecular function (GO): channel activity
Source: RefSeq, a predicted model, not a curated record